AUGUGGACACUGCUUUUCGUGUUGCUGCUGGUAGUUGCUACCGCCUUCAUUGCUUAUGGUGACGUACUUUUAACGAAGCUGGUGCGCCAUUAUGGGGCUUUGGCCGUGGGCUCCAAAUUUACAAUCACCUGGUCUCUUCGUAACGGUUCGCUAGAGCUGCGCGACCUAGUGGUGGAUAAGCAGGUACUUCCCAACUUAGAGGCGCUGGCAGGACUUCCUAUCGGACUCGAGCGCCUGGAGAUACAGCAAUUGCUGCUAGUCAUGCCGCUCUGGGGGCAUCUGGUAGGUCUUGUGAGCGGUCCGUCUGGUGAUCUGAAACGCCCACGACUAGCUUCUAAGGUAGUAGUGGGAGGUAUUCGAAUUUGCCUGACUCUUGACGCUGCGGAGAAAUGGAUGUGGCAACGCGAUGAAAACGUGGCGCGCCGCAAGGAGGCGUUGAAGCAAGCGGCCACGGCGCGGGUGGAACGCGUCAACACCUGGACAGCAACAGUGGUGAAGAAACUAAAUGACGUUGCAGCGCUACGUAAGGAGAUCGACGAGGAAGAGAAGCCGAAAGGUGAGACGACUGGAGACAAGACACCGCUCAUGCCUGUGUUCUGGCACAGAUGGGUUGACGAGCUGCUGGACUCGUUCGAGAUUGUGCUGCACUUGUUUACGCUUUCGAUCCGUGACGAGUACUCGGGAGCUUUUGUGGGCAUUGCACUCGAUCAAUUCGAGAUGAAUUGUAGUGGUCCUUGUGGAGACAACCGACGCAAACGUUUAAUGCGACUGGUAAACUACAAAAUGUUUCUGAACUCGAAACCUGGUAACAGUGCGGAUGUCUGCCACCUGAUCACUCCGCUUACCAUGGAGAUCGGCGUUUUCAUGCCCUUUAUCUUCCAGUCGCUUAUUAUGGGACGGGGCACAAGCAUUCCUGCACUAGAGCUAGAAAUCUCGUUCGCAAAUGGACAGGAGUUAGAGAUUGAGGUACGUCCCGCACAGGCUGGAAUGCUCUUAAAGUUGCUGCAGCCAAUCAAUUAUUACUAUGAUUGGCAAACGGCGGCGUCCAUUGAAGAUGACCUCGCCUGCGUGCAGCUGACUCCAACGGAGUCCAAAGAGUAUAUGACGUUGUUUAAUCAACAGUGGAAGCUAGACGAAGAGACUAGCUUUUUAUUCCGGCUGUACGAGGGAUACAAGCACAAGGAGGCUAUUUCCAACCGAAAGGCUCGCUUGGACGAGAUGGAACAGAAAGUGCUCGCUUCCCGUCUCCUCUAUCUGCGUUCGAUGGUGCUUGGCUUGGAUGUUCCGAAUGCAGGAACGCCGCUGCCGCUCGUAAGUGAAGAAGAGGUGAAAAGAGGAAAUUUGCGCAAGUUUGUGGAUAAUCCUAUUGAUCACUACGUGGAUAAGAACAAAAUACGAGAGACACCGCCGAUGUUCUCCUUCUUCCGGAUAUCGUUCAAGAUGAAAAAAAUGAAUUUGUGUAUGAUUGAGGACAAUGAGAAAAAGCUGAUGACAUUAUUCGUGCACGAAAUGGGCUUUGAACUGCACUAUCGGAUGACAAUGGUUGCUAAAAAGGACUUGGCCGUCAAAAUUGCGCUGGAUGUCAAGCGUUUUGGACUGCUGGACAAUCGUAAUGCUCCAACUAAUGCGUUCCAUCAGAUCAUGGACCGCAAUCCUGGAGCCGACAAUAUGAUGUCAAUUGCUAUCACACAGCAGGGAGACGGCUACAUGAAUCUUGGAGUGAUCUUCAAGCACUUCUCAUUAUUAAUUCUCUUUGAUCCGCUGCUGUAUGUUAUGCAACAAUUCUUGCUUGCUAUUGGCGAAGAUGAAAACGAACAGUUGCGGUUCGUUGCAUAUGAGAUGGCAGACAGUUUAGACUCUCCAGAGCAGCGAGAUGCUGCAAAGGUCAUCUACGUGGAAGAUCUGCCAAAGCCUUAUUCACCUUUGUUGCUCGGCGGCAUGUCGCUUGGUUGCAGCAUUGUCUUAGAGGGCUGUGAGUUUUGUCUCAUUGGAGAUUCUAAGACUUUAAAGUCCCCCGUUUUGGCUUUCACUUCGGAUAUCAAGCUCCGAGUCUUGAGUUCCGAGCGCUCGGAAGCCGUGGAGCUGGAGCUGGUUGACGUAGCUCUGACUCCGUGUACAAUCAUCUUGCGCGACAAUGGUAUUGAUCUUGAAAUUGGAAACGUACGAACCAUUCUGGAGCUUGAAGGUGCAGGUGUCGAUUUGUCAAUGGGGUACAGACUUUCAGUAGGCGACUUACCUCAAAACUCGUCAAUUAGUGAUAAAACGUCGGAUGGUACAGGAAAGUCUGCAGCAAACUUGUGGAAAGUUGCUCGAAAAGCUGCCGCUAAGCAACAAAUUGUUGAGGUUGACCACCCUGAGGCUAAAGAGAUUGAAGGACGAAUGUUGUCCCAGCACCGUAGGAAUCGCGUGAAAGCUGGCGGACGCCGUAAGCUUAUGAUGCAAAUGUCGGACUUUGCGAUGAAUCUCUCCGCGAAUGAUUUGGGUGUAUUGCUUAGUAUCUUAGCAUCACUGAAUGAAUCCAUGCAUGAGGAUAUUGAAGUCAUAAGAAAGCGCGAGGAGCGUGAAGCUCGAAUGAAGCAAGCGAAGCAUGAAAUUGAAGAAAAGCGCUACAUGGAUCGAUUAAAAGCUGAGUUUAAGCUGCGUGAUGUUGAUGGGGGAGGCUCACUUGACGUAGUGGAAAUCAGGGACCUUUUGCGGUGUGCGACAGACUGCAAUAAUCUAACAAAAACGGAGUUCGAUGCGACCGUAGCAGAUUUUGUAAGUAUUGUGGACAGUGACGGCAGCGGCGAUAUCUCAUUGGAAGAGUUUGAGAAAGCCCUGAGUCGAGACACGGUCCUUUACACACGGCUGCAUCACAAUGUAGUUUCCAUCACUGGUCAGGAAUAUGUUGAUCCGGACAUGCAGCGCAACAAGGUGCCGUAUAUUACGGGUGAUAAUGCCAACACUUUAGCUAAUGCAGCAGCACUUGCUUCAUUCUGGGAGCAGUAUGAAGAACAAAUAGGCGCGUCAAACACGUCCCUGUGCGGUCAAAGACCUGUCGUUGUCCAGAAAAAAAUGGUCCGAGUGUUUAAGAAUUAUGAGUAUGCUCAAGAAGCCUGGAUUCGAAUCGUAAAUCCGUCAUUGGUAAAACCUGGUGAGCAGUGCCGUUGGUUGCUGAGCAAAGAGAUGGAGAUGGGUGGUCGCAGAGAUGUGAUUGAUCAGUUAUUGUCCAGUCUAAAGGAUGAUGCCGUUGACCAUACUUCUAAAACCCCUGGUUCUGCUGUUGAGCAGCAUCUUUUUGUGCAGACGGUUGUUUCAACUUCGUUUGGCGGCUUUUACUUGCGCUUGAUUGACGAAAUGCUACCGAUGGAACUUCCGGCAAUUGAGACAUCGCUGGAGGAACUAGGGAUUUACGCAAAUUUCUCGAUUUGGGAAGGCGGAUCGAUAACGGCUACCGAUUUCGAAGCGCAAAAGCGGUACACAAACAGCUUUGGAGUUGCAAAAAUUAGUUUUGACGUAUAUGGUAACUACUACAACACGAAGGCGCGUCAAAUUGAACCAUUUAUCGAGUUUUACCAAGGCAUUCUGGAUAUUAAGAAAGAGCCCAGAUCCCCGUUAGAAGUAAUUUACUCGUCAGACCGCUAUUUCCAAUUAAAUGUCACAUCAGCGUUUAUGGAAGCGGUGAAUUCGAACGUGGCAGCGUUUUCCAAUGUUGAGCAUCGCGCGGAAGCUGAGCGUCCUCAUAUUAAAGAACUUGGUGGCAUCUUUUGGAUGCUGAAUGAAAGCGGCGUGAACAUCAAGUACUAUGUGGUCACGAAAAAGCGAUCAGAGGAGCGUGCGCGGGAAGAAGUUGUGACUGCAGUGACUGCAGUCUCUACCGGCGAAGCGCAUGCUUGUAUGCUGCUGAAUAAUAAUGAAGCCGAAGAGUUCGAGCAAGAAAGUUUGAAGGAAAAACAGCUGCGGCAAGCUUUUCGAGACGCUGAUCAGGAUGGAAGUGGCGAGUUGGACACUGAAGAAGUGCGCGCAGUCCUUCGGAGCGUGUAUGAAGAGGAAGACAAGCAACGAAAGUCAUCAGGCACGCGGAACUCGUCUACAUACAAGCGUAGCAGCAGCGUACUAGAGAAUGAUACUGAUUUUUCCCGGGCCGUGGAUGACUUUAUCGCACUGGCAGACACUGACAAGUCCGGACAAGUGUCGUGGGAAGAAUUUAAAUAUGCGAUUACAAAGUCGCGGGCUACGGUUGAUCGGUAUAUUUCAGUGGAAAUUGAAGGGUACCGAACGAUUCACGGUGUACGAUUAAUGGCAAUAGGCCAAACUCAAGUCUAUGAGCUGACUCCCUUUUUUGAAGAUGUGGAAUCAGAGACGUCUAUAGCAGAACUCUAUGACCGUGGCGUGGCUUUGCUAACUAAGAUAGAGAAACCAACGCGCCAAGAGCUACAGAAGGCAUACGCUUGCUUGCAUCGCGUGAAAGAGAUCGACCCAAACUACGAGUGGAUUGAUUCUUACUAUGGCGACUGUGUGCGGCAGUACCUCCCUGUGCUGGCCGCUCUUUACAUAUCUGUUGAUGGAUUUUACGGCCUGCAAGUGAAGGUUUCUGGAGCAGAAUAUGUUCGCAAUGGAACUGCGAAGGAUACGGAACUGUUGAUGUAUGACGAAGAGGGACAGAUUGCCCGCUGUAAUCCAAAUCAGCACAAUGGGGAUGAGCGUUAUUUUUUAUUGCCGGCUCUCAGUACAAUCAGCAUUCCCUUAGACUUAGUUGGCGCUGGUUCUUUUGCUAUUCGUCAAAUUGGAGAGACUGAAUGGAGCAGCACGCUCCAUCUAUCUGUCGCAGACCAACGGAUGUACAAGCGGAUGACGAGAUUUGAGCAGCUUGAGGCCCAGAAAGCCCUGCGUGGAGAAGAUAAUAGCUCAGUUUCUUCUGCAAAACGCGUAAAAGAGAAGCUUGGUACAAACGCUGCUCUCCCCGACACGAAUGAGAUUGCACCUACUGGUAAAGAAGUUGUGUAUCCUUCAUCGAGCUGUAUCGAUAAUCAGCCUACCGUUGUGGUCGAGAAGAUUUCUGCCAACGACGCCAAGCUAGGUACCUGGUCAUUGACAAUCCAGCCACAGUUAGUGCUCCACAACGUUCUUCCGUGUGGUGUCGAAUACGCCAUUGUUCAGCCUGAUGAUUGCCCACCUGAUACCCUUACUAGUAAGGGGGAGUUUCGUGUUGUGGACAACAUCGGUAAGGACAAAAAGUCUCGAGCUGUAAAAACACUUGGUCAGAUCGACUACUUCAACUAUGUUAAUGAAGUGAACAGCCGUAAAAUGUACGUUGAAAGUGGAAAGACUAUUCAAGUCUUCGGUUUGAACCUGAGAAAACCCGCCUUGAUGAUAAUGCGCCUUUGCGCAAGCGAGACGAUCCAGGCUCCGACGUGGAGUGCGCCGUUCUUAGUGCACCUCGAAGAGUCUCGCGAAUUUUUUAACGCAGACGCGUUUGAGUUGCUAUUUGAUAACGGCCCAAGUUUUGUUUUCCACCCUCAAUGGGAGGAAAAUGCUGCGCGCACUAUAUUCUUUUACUCGCCAUUCUGGAUCCAAAACCGAAGUGGUUUGGACUUACGUUUGAAGUUGUCUCGUGGCCGAGUUUGCACAAUUGAGGAACAUCGUGCGUUCUUUCCUGGCGCCAAAGAAAUUCCGCUUUUAGCUACUGCUCCGCUAGACAAAGCUUUCGUUAGCUUCCGUCCUUUCCAAGAAACACCAUACAUCUACGAAGAUGAAUCAUUAGUAUCUGGAAAGACAAAAAAAUACUUGCCGGACUUUAACAAGUUGGGGUGGUCGGAGCUCGUAGAUAUGACGACUGUAAGCAAGAAAGGAGAGUUGCGUCCAAGUGGAGCAGGAAACUGCUCAUUUGUGCUUGCAUUUGAAAUUCGCGCUGCGCCAGCACAAUUCUUUCGAUCGAAAGUUUUUGUGAUUUCCCCACGCUAUGUGUUCCUGAAUCACGUUCCGAGGCCAUUGCAGCUUACUCCAAUUUUACUUGACAAGAAAGGAAACCGCGGAAGAAGCCGUUCAGACCAAUCAAACUGCACAUUACGAGUAGGUGAGGCAGCUGUGGUGUAUCGCCUGAGAGGCCCCGAAAAGUACGUUGCAGGUUUUCGUGUUCGUGAUAUGGCUACCGACCACCAAGAUGUGGGUGAGUGGAGUCCGAACAUGCCACUGUUUAAGCUAGACUCCAAAUUGAGUGAUCCGAAUGUGGCAUCCAAUCGGUCGGAGGAGGCAGUAUUCUGGACACGUGGCAGCUUGGGCGAUGGACCUGUCUGCAGCGUGGGUGUACAGGAUGUAGCCGAGACUAUCUUCAUAACGCUGAAUGAUGUUUCCGCCAACCCGAACUAUCGUAUCGAAAACCGCUCAACCCGCUACUCGUUCCGGUAUGUGCAGCACGGUGUCAAGACUGCCGAAGAAAUCGUUUUGGGCCCUUUGGAGAGCCAUUCAUUCGCGUGGGAGGAUCCAAAAGGAGACUCAAAGCUGCGUGUCACGGCAACGCACUGGAAAGUGUCGACGGUGGUCGACUUUAUGCAGAUUGGUGAGAUGAAGAAUGCACCCCAGGGCCUGUUCGGUGAGGUAUAUAUCGAUCGCUCUACGCGAGUGUUUGCCAUGGGGGACACCAAUGUGUUCUCUGAUGUUCGACAGCGUGCAACUGUAAAUGAAUGGCUCAGCAAUACGGUAAUUGAUGUUUCAAUGCACGGGGUUGGAAUAACGCUGGUGGAUGAGCAACCGCAGGAAAUCUUGAACAUUACCAUGGAAACCAUUCGGUUUGAUUCAAAGGCAGGAUCUCGUCGUGUUUCUUUGUCAGUUCACCAUGUUCAAGUAGACGAUAUGACCCCAAAUUCCGCAUACCCUAUCGUGUUCGCUCCCAAGGAUAGUGGAUAUAAUAGCGAUAUGCGAGAGGGAUGGCUUCCAGUUGACGGCGAACAGCCGUUUUUCGUGCUCAGCUGCGAAACGCUUCCGCAAAAUGGCAUCGUUAUUGUCAACGACUUUGACUUGCAGAUUGGGUCAAUGGCGGUCAAAUUGAAUCUGGAGUACUUGCUUGGGCUAAGCAACCUUCUAUUCCAAUUUAUUCCGGGGAGCGAUGAAGCUACGAUUCUACAGCAAGGCGUUGAAGCCAAAAAUGAGAUGCUUGUGCUGAAAAUUUCGUUCCCGGAUGGCUCCGUAUCCGCUGGUAUGCUAAUGUAUUUCAGACGCUGGCACAUGAGUAAUUAUGACUUCGACUUGGUGUUUGAUUCGCUGCAAGAAGACAAAGGCGAAGGCAUUUCUGCAAUUUUAGGCAAUACCAUGGGUAGUAUUGUUGGCGGGAUUGCACACGUGACGCCUGAGUUCCACUUCGGCGAGAUUGUCUACCACAACCGUUUCUUCAACGAGUAUGACUUGAUUUAUGAUGUUGUGCUGAAAAUUGUAUACUCGGUUAUUGGUCAGUGGUACAAAAUUGUUGGUAGUGUGGAGAUGUUGGGUGAUCCGGUUGGCCUCGCCACAGAUAUUGUGAAUGGUUUUGCGCUAGCAGCGCGUCAACUUAAGCGCGAUGUCAGGGGAAGGAGUCGUCGGAAGGGCCAAAGUGUCGUGACUGUUGUCCAAACUGUAUUUGGUGUACCCCUGAGGUCCAUCGGAAAAGUGUCAAACGGCCUUGGUGAUGUGGUUAAGAAGGUCACGCAUUUUGAGAGCCAAGAAGACUCGAAUGAACCACGGCAUAUUCCUGAAGGUUUUGUGCAGAGUGGCAAGGUGUUCGGAAAAAGCAUCGCGUUUGGUGUGAAGGGCUUUGUCAAGGAGCCAGUCCGUGGUGCCAAGCGCGGAGGUGUCAAGGGAUUUGCGAAAGGUGUUGGUCGUGGAACGAUGCAACUUGUUGCAUGUCCUGUUGUCGGCACGCUUGGCGUGGUCGAAAAGAUGUCGCAGUCUUUGAGCAAUACCACGCACCUGAUGGAAGAAAAACGUUUUGAGGGUACACGUCGGCCGGCGAGAAAUCUCAUGACAGGAUCACUGAAGCAACUUUCCGACUCGAAUGUGAUUACUGAAGUGGAGGUGCACUGUUUGUACGUUGACGGGUUACCUGCUAACGUGAACCCGAAGGUGGUGGUUCGCGUCUAUUCCCAGACGAAUGGCUUUCCGGCGAAGGAGCUCGGUGUUUACAAAUCAUCUACAGCGCGGCACACUGACACCCCCAAGUAUGAUCAAUCGUGGCUGAUAAGUGUUUCGUCUCUUGACACUUACAUCGAGGUAAAUGUAUACCAUAAGCGGAAGCCGCUGCCCGAGAAACGUCUUGGUUUCGUUCGUUUAUCGUUGGAGGACAUUUAUCGUGAUUUCGAGGCAAUUCCCGCGAAGAUUUUGGCAGAUACAAAUGCCAAAAUGCAGCUCAAACGCCGCAAGCGUGUUCGCGGAAGUAUCAUCAGCAAGCUGGCUGCAGCCAGCAAUCGACCGAUGGAAGUGCGUGACGACUCAUGGCGCCAUCAGAUUAACCGUCCGCCAAAGUCGGGUAGCAGCAUUUUGUCAGAGGACGAGAACGAAGGGUUUGCAGACUAUGACCAAGAGGUGAGCGUACUAAGUAAAAGCUCGAUUUGCCUCGAUGGCACUUUUCCACCUUCGCCGGUUGGCAUAACGCUUCAGGAAUGCGAGUCGGAAGCGAAGAUUUAUCUUAGCAUUCGUUAUGUGAACGACAUGCGGCGAUACACAUUGCCUUAUGUACGCACGGCUUCGGAGAUUCAGGAGAUGAAGUUCUGGCGCGCGCCUGUGCAUGAAAGCCACCGCAUUGUGGACCCCGUCAAGCGCGCCAAGAAUCACACGUCGCGUCUCAUUAACAUGCAACUGAGUAAACUCUCAAGUAUCACGCGUCAGGUCUCGAUGGACUUUCCAGCACUCAAGCGCAUGCAUCCGUUUGAGCAGGAAGUAGUGGUGCUUACAAUCGGCAAGCGGACUUACGAAAAUUACCUUCAAAUGCUGCGAAGAGUAUACGCAAUGCUGCACAAUACGGGCAAGCUGUACGAGCGCGAGUGUCAGGUGCUACGCACCAAGCAAGAGGCUGUUGACUGCGGACUACAGUGCAUUGAGGAGCUUAAAAAAAUUGUUGACGACAAUGCGGAGACGCUGCGAGAGGCUGCGAACAUGGUCAAGAUGCUUCGUGGCCUUCCUCAUGUGGACCUAGACAAACCCAUUUUUUCCUUCGUCGGAGCCCCCAACGUUGGAAAAUCCUCACUAGUGCGCGCUUUGUCGACGGCUUCUCCAGAGGUGGCGAAUUAUCCGUUUACUACACGCGGUAUUACAAUGGGUCACAUUUUUGUCGACGGCAUUUCGUACCAGAUUGCCGACACCCCCGGAUUAAUUUUCCGACCGGACGAACGACGAAAUGCGAUUGAAAAGCUGGCAAUCGCAAUAGUGGAGAAGACGCAAGCUUCGAUCGGCUUUGUGUUCGAUCCAUCAAGCUCUUCCGGUACAUCAGCAGUCGACCAGAUUCUGCUUCGUGACGAACUUCGACAGCGUGUCAUGGCAGCUCGUCCUGAGCACAAGUGGAUUGACAUCAUUUCGAAGAUUGACCAACCGUCGAGUGGUCUGCCAUUGCUGAAGGAGAGGUUGGGGCCGUCGCCGCACUUUUGUGUCUCGGCCCAGACGAACGAGUGUCUUGUAGAGCUUGGAGAUGAGAUUCGUCGAGUCCUUACGCAGUCGGCUUCCGAAGACGGUUUCUUGGAGUAG
Peronospora farinosa is the source of this 9687-nucleotide messenger RNA. NCBI's taxonomy places the organism in Eukaryota, Oomycota, Peronosporomycetes, Peronosporales, Peronosporaceae. The record is from the annotation of a GenBank genome assembly.